This is a messenger RNA of Hippocampus zosterae (dwarf seahorse), 2310 nucleotides long. It is a transcript of the gene alkbh3, whose product is annotated as alkB homolog 3, alpha-ketoglutarate dependent dioxygenase. The transcript is spliced from 10 exons. Gene Ontology annotation, biological process: DNA alkylation repair; DNA repair. Gene Ontology annotation, cellular component: nucleus. Gene Ontology annotation, molecular function: dioxygenase activity. NCBI's taxonomy places the organism in Eukaryota, Metazoa, Chordata, Actinopteri, Syngnathiformes, Syngnathidae. The record is from RefSeq and is a predicted model, not a curated record. Bases 201 to 1112 code for a protein of 303 amino acids.
GUCUACAUCUUAGUUCCGGGUAGAGUUUAUUUUGAUGUAACACAUCAGUAAUGGCCGGCCGGGCUGAUGAGUAAAUGUACCUCCUUUGGAUUCAUGAUUAUAUGUUCUUGUUCUCUCAGGCAAUGGUAACCAAAAAUUCACCACCUCGAGAAAUUUGAAUAUCCCCCCCGAUGACCCUAACCUUUCCCUGAACAGGUGUGAUGUCAGAUAAACGCCAGCGUGCUCGGGUGCAGGGUUCCUGGGCUAAACAACUGCCCAAACAACCGAGGCCAGCAGUUCCUCCCAGCCAAAAUGCCACUCCAGCUGUCGCAUCCUGGGGAAUACAUCAGCAGAUAACAUCUGCAAAUUUUGAGUUCCACCAGCCCAUUAAGCCCGUUAGAGAUGUACCACCAGAGAAAGUUAUUGACCAGGCAGGUGAUUACGAAAUCAGCCAUGAACCCUCAGGUGUGUCAAGAUUGCGACUGGUGCCCAGCUUUCUUCCAGCAGACAAAGCCGACUGGAUAUUCAGUAAACUGCUGGCAGAGCUUCCCUGGUCACAAAAGACCAACGUCCGACAAGGUGAGGCCUACGCAGAGCCCAGGCUGACCUGCUGGUUUGGAGAGUUACCCUACACUUACGCUCGUUCCACCAUGGCCGCCAAUACCAAGUGGCACCCGCUGCUGUUGAACCUUCGCCGAGCGGUUUCCGAGGCAAGCGGCGUUGGCGGCGGCGAGCGCUUCAACUCGCUGCUGUGCAACUUGUACCGAGACGGACACGACAGCAUCGGCUGGCACAGCGACGACGAGGCCUCGCUGGGCCCGCAGCCCGUCAUCGCCUCGCUUAGUUUGGGUGACAGCAGGGUGUUCAGCCUACGCAAGAAGCCGCGUCCGGAAGAAAAUGGUGACUACACUUACGCGGAGCGUAUUAAAGUUCCUCUGGGUCACGGCGCUCUGCUUUUGAUGGAAGGAGCCACGCAGGAUGACUGGCAGCACCAGGUGGCGAAGGAAUACCAUGACCGCGGCCCCCGCAUUAACUUGACCUUCAGAAGCAUCUUCCCCGAGCCUCAGGGCCACCGGCCUGGCACCAAGUUGCGCUUUACCGGCCGCCAAGCGGACGUGAAUCUCACAAAUUAGAACCCGGCAACAAAAAGAACUGUACCGGUUGAGAUUUUUCAUUUUUCUGUUUUUCCCAAAGAGCAAACCCGAACCACAACUCAUGUGACCGGGAUGAUACGGUGUGUUUUACACUUGAUCAGAACUGAAUUGUCUUGUUUUACUUAAUGAGUACAAGAAGUGGCACGUACUGACAUUGAGGAAAAAAUGAGUCUAAUCACCCCCACCACCCCCUUGUCGAAGGAGUGCAUGUUUACUUGCAAUAAAAAGAAAUAAAUAAAACGAAUACUUUUAAGACAUUCAAACUGCCAAGUGGUUAUUUGAAAUGGAAUAAAACCCUUAUUGUGAUAUUAUUUUCUGUAAAAUAAGUAAUAAGUAAAAUAAAAUAAGACAAACCACAAGUCAAUAAAAUCCGAUGAAUAAUCAAUCACAUGUAACAGUGAUUUUCGAUGUUGAAAAAGGGAUGUUAAACUAGUUAUACAAUGUCAUCAUAAAUUUAGAUCCUUGUAGCAUGUAAAAAAGGCACCUUUGCUUUGCCCAAACAUGGUACAACCCCGUCACUUUUACUUUGGUUGAAUCCGUUGUUGGUUUACCAGUUGGACGAUGGUCGGGAAGACUGCAUCUCUGGAAUCAAGAAACCUUGCCACCCGGUAAUUAAUCCAUUUGCUUCAACUACUUGGUGACAUUGCAAAUAGUCUUUUGCGCCGCUUGAACUGAUCACGUGUUUUAGCUUAGCUCGUGCUUUCGCUCAGAGAGCUGACACUCGGAAGGAAAAAAAAAAAGACUCAUUAGUCACUGUCAAGAUUCAAUCCAGUUUGAAAAUCACCCCCAAAAUUGUCAUUUGUCUAUGUUUGAUGCUAAUCUGUUACAAUGUAGUCAAAACUCCCUGAAGUCUUACAAUGUCCAAAAAAGGUGUACAUUUCAGAAUUUGCAUUUAACAGAAGAGGUUGAAGGCACCCUUGGGUGAUCAUUUCACACAUAAUGUCCACAUUGGAUCAAGUUACAACCUAAAAUGCAGAAACACAUCCAUUAUUGCACUACCUUGUUCUUUUGGAAACACAGUUCACACGUUUGGCACACCAUUCGGGUCCACUCGGCACGAGCAACAAGGCUGGAUUUAAACUGUGUGUGUCAAGUGACUCGUUUGGGAUAGGAACCACGCCAAUGUCGAUAAAAACACUUUUGCACGGAAUAAGGCCUCUUCCAAUUGUGUUUCAUU